Molecule: messenger RNA, 1161 nt
Organism: Ylistrum balloti
Lineage: Eukaryota; Metazoa; Mollusca; Bivalvia; Pectinida; Pectinidae
Exons: 5
Coding region: 1-1161 (386 amino acids)
Cellular component (GO): membrane
Molecular function (GO): wide pore channel activity
Source: RefSeq, a predicted model, not a curated record
AUGAAGUGGUUUAUCUGUGUUCUGCAUAGUGUUCUUCAUAUUAGAAUUGAAUCAGCAGCAAUGCAGGAGACGAUAUUCACAACUUUUUGUGGCGAAGAUGUGUCUGUUUUUUCUGAAAUGAACCAGACAGUACAGGUCAACUCCGCUAUAGAAUGUGCAAGAAAUUGUAUACAUAUGGCGCCAUCUAUCGGCGGUAUUUGCGAGGCAAUUAAUAUAUGUUAUGAGAACUCGGAUUCUAUUUGUGAACUACUUUUUACACCAGUGCAUGGAAUUGAUAUAGUGUAUGCAGUGCCCAGACACGGAUGUGUGUUUUAUGGUCGAAAGAAUGGGAACAUUACGUGCUUAAAUGAUUUGGAUAUUGCAAAUGGGAGCAGUUUGUCUCCGUGCUCUUCUGACGGAAUAACGGACAAUACUUUACAUGAAAAUUCUGUUGAUCCAAGUGGUAGUUCUUCACAAGGAACGACAGACCGAACUACACAUGGAAACUCUGUGAAUACAAGUGGUAGUUCUUCACACGGAACGACACCUCAAAAUCAAAAUGAAAACGCUAUGAUGUGGCCAAAAGGAAUGUUCACAUUGCUGCAGCCCACUACCGGCUGUCCUAAUGGGUGGUCCACAGGAUUGAUCCAAUUCGAAAUGCAAACCAACGGGACUAGCUAUCACGCUAGCAAUUACCUGAAAGGCACCGUGAACAACAAUCUGGUACAGUGGCACUUCUGUACAAAGACAUCCCAGGACGGAUUAGAGGAUUGGCCAGAAGGAGCGUAUUGUAUACUACGGCACGGCGGUACUUGUCCGACCUACUUUAUAUCUGGAGUAGUUGCUUUUGACGAGGAAGACGAUGGAAAUAUCAACAACAGAUUACAUGAUGGUUCACUUCCGGAUAUAGAUAGCAGAUUCGAUGAUACCGCUCUUCUAUUUUGUUGCAGGAAUGACGGUUCUGCAAGUUCAACGAACGUGACACUCCCGAUUUCUGACCCUUUUUAUUUGUUUCCUUACUACAACGGUGAUUGUCCAGUUGUCCCUGGUAUGAACAUCGUCGAAGAAUUCACCUAUUUUGAUUGCGAAAAUACUCAAAACAUAAACUUCGUCGCAGGUGCGACGCCACUCGAUGUAAUAGCGUCAAACCAUAAGAUUAAUUACUGUUAUUACUACCAAUAG